This is a messenger RNA of Fusarium falciforme, 384 nucleotides long. RefSeq lists its product as hypothetical. The record is from RefSeq and is a predicted model, not a curated record. The transcript is spliced from 3 exons. NCBI's taxonomy places the organism in Eukaryota, Fungi, Ascomycota, Sordariomycetes, Hypocreales, Nectriaceae. The coding region runs from base 1 to 384 and encodes 127 amino acids.
AUGGUCUCCUUCAAGGCCUUCUGCUCUGCCCUGGCCUUCCAGGCCCUCGCCGUGUCCGCCGCGCCGACCGAGGAGGUUCCCAAGUUUACUCCUCCCAACAAGCUCCAGGCUCAGGCCUCCAUCUUCUACUGCUCCAACAUCCGUUGGAACGGUGAGUGCAGAGCCGUCGGUGUUCCCUUGGAUAAGUGCCACAACCUCCCCAAGGCAUGGAACGACCGCAUCAGCUCCAUCAAGAACCAAGCAAAGAGCGCGUAUAAGUGCACCUGGUACAUCGGCUACAACUGCAACGGCAAGUCGUACUCCAACCAGGAGGAUGCUAACCUGGCUGACGGCGACGGCGCCUUCAACGACUCUAUCAGCAGCUACUCUUGCCGACGCAAGUAA